This is a messenger RNA of Eutrema salsugineum, 1728 nucleotides long. RefSeq names its product FK506-binding protein 5. The record is from RefSeq and is a predicted model, not a curated record. NCBI's taxonomy places the organism in Eukaryota, Viridiplantae, Streptophyta, Magnoliopsida, Brassicales, Brassicaceae. The coding region runs from base 1 to 1728 and encodes 575 amino acids. The transcript has a single exon.
AUGAAAGAUAUAAUGAAGGAAGUGGAAGGUAAAGUGAAGUUUUCAAUGGCGGAUUCGACGAUAAUGUUACUUGUACAACAAGCAAUGGACAAAGCACAUGAAAAGAUCAAUACCAAACACGGUCUUCUCCUCCGUCUCAACGCCAUAUCCAUUUUCUACGAGCUCGCUGUGUUACAGCUCGAGAGCUGUCUAAGUUUCGUGAAACAAGAGACCGAUAAACUCGAGAGCAACCACGAGGAAGUGGUUCGCGAUCUGAGAGAGAUCAAAGACAGGCUUCACCACCGUCUCUUAGAGACAGAGCUAGCGAUACUUGAGAAAGACAGGGAGUUGUUAGAGAGGUCUGAGAACGAAGAGAGCCUGAGAAACGUGUUGGAGAGUAAAGAAACAGAGUUGGUUCAUUUGCAAGAUCUUGAGAGGAAUAGAAGUCAUGAUAAGAUUGGGGGGUUUAUCAAAGAAGAUGAGUUUUCAGAGCUGAAAAGCUCCGUUGAUCAACAAGUGAUGAAUCUCAGACAAAAGCUUGAGACAGAGUAUAAUGAACUGGGAACAGAGGAUCCUUCAGGGGUUGAUAUUGAUGUUUUGAAAGGGACAAUGGAUCUUGCUUUCAACAAGAUGCAUCACGCGAUUUUCUUGUCAGAAUUGGGUCCGAUGGAGCAGAGUUGGAGAUGGUCGAUAGAGAGAGAUUCAAUGGCGUUACUGAUAAAAGGUUUCAUGAAUGGUUUAGAGGAGAAGAAGAAGAGGGUAAUGAUGGUUGUGAGAGAUUAUGAAUCGGGUUUUAAAGAUCAGGUUUGUUCGAUUCGUAGGGAGGUAGAGUGUUUAGAAUCUCAGAUUGAUCAGAUCAUCGUACACAGAUCAUCUCCUAGAUCAUGUGUAGCAACAGCAGCAACAACAUCAUCAUCUUCAUUAGAUUGUGACAUUGCUCAUGAUGAUGUUGAUAAAGAAGAAGAAGAAAAUGAAAAAGAAGAAGAAGAUUCAAGCAAUUAUCCUGUUUCGAAGUUGAUUAAGAGCCAUGAAUCAAUAAUUAGGAGGAAAAGCGAAGAGCUUGUUCCUCCCAAAAUCGAGUCUGUUAAGCGACAGAGGAGCAGCAACAUCUCUAGCUCGAAGCGAGGUAUUGAUGAUAUCUUUACAGGUCUUGAUAGCUUGAUGAGUCUUAACACUAAGCUAUUCGAACAUGUGUUUGAUGAUGAUGAUAAUUAUGAUCAUGAAGUGGUGAUCAUGGAUGAAAGUUUGGAUGAUGUUUGGAUGAAAAUGCAAAAUAAUAGAUCGGUGUAUUCAGACAAUGUGAUAGAGGAGAAAGUGAAAGAAGAUGCGGAGAUGAGAUUUAUGAUCUUGGAAGAUACUUACUUGACUCUUCUCAAAGGUCUAUUAGCAGAUAACAUCACAAACAGUGAAGAGAAAGAAGAACAAGAAGAAGAAGAAGAAGAAGAAAUCGAGGGUGAAAAGAUGGAAUUCGGGUUUAAAUGUAUGAGUUGUUUAGAGAAUUUGAAAAAGGAGAACGAUUCUGAGAUUCUGCAUGAAGAUGACGAAUUCAGACAAGAACUGGAUUGGAUAAUUGUUACAGAGCUGCUAAGAGAAGCUUCAGAGACUAUAGAGACUCAUGAAAGAAUUGAAGCAAACAAUAAAAGGAUGAUUAAGGAAGAAGGAAACAGAGCUUGCUUGCAAACUUCUCUAGUUUUAGAUGAUUUUGAUUUCAAGAUUCAAGAGAAGUUUAAGAUGGUAACUUCCAGGUGA